AUGUCAGAACUGAUUACCAAACGUGAACCACCGUUCUUCUACAUCACAUUCAAACGACCGGCCAAGAAGAAUGCUUUCAACGCUGCGGUAGGUUUUUUAAAGUUUAUAACUUGGCAGACGACCAUCUUGAAUUAUUAGUCAUUUUAUAUUUAUUCAUUAGAACUAGUCAGGUAAAGAGCGCAAACCCAAUAUUUCGGUCCGGCCUUAGAGCCUACUUGUGCUCGCCCGCCUUUUUCAAUUUUACCUAGGCCCGGCCCAUCCGCUUGUAUAAAUUCAUAAAAUAAUAACUGAGACAAUUUGUAUUGAUCUGAGCCGGGGCCAGACCAAGUGGGUCUCCUUUCAGGUCACAUUAAGAAGGGUUUUACGCCUUUUGCUAGUCAAAUAUUUUACUGAACUAAGGCUCCUGCGAGUUUUUACUGCAAGACCUAGGGCUCCUGUGGCUUUCAUUUAGUCCUUGCUCUUGAGUCCGCAUGAACUGAAAUAGCCCGGCCACUUUAAAAUUAGUUUUAAACCGGCCCAAGCCUAGAGUACUUGCUCACUUACAGAUCUAGUUAGUACUAAAGCUUGUAAUAAUGUUUCAACAAAAUAAAGUAAAAAUAAAGUGAAAUACGUUUUUUGAUAUUCACCUUGACUAUAAUAUGAUAUUAUUCAUAAUCAAAACGCUUUUAGAUCUACCAAGAACUACCUAAAAUUGUGAAUCAAGUCAAUAAAGACGAGGAGAUAGUCUUCACCGUUUUCACUGGUACGUUUGAUCAUUUUUGUUAAGUCUUCAUUUUUAUGUUCAUUUCUGUAUACUGUAAUUUUUUUCAGGAAAUGGCGAUUUUUUCAGUGCAGGUACAGAGCUCAACAGUAAUAAAUUAGAAGAUCAAGGGUAAGUGUUAUACUAAACAAGCCGAUAUCAAUGUUUUAUACAGAUCAGGCCAGCUUUCACAGUUAAUUUUUAAAUUUAAAAAUACUAGUUUGUUCAGAUAAUUCUGUGCCCCUGACCCCAAAAAUUUGGUUUGAAAGAGGGGACAUAAUUACUUGAAUAUCAUGACACAAGUAAAGAAAAAUUUUAAUUUUCAGAUCUGGCUCAUUCAAGCCUCCGUAUGGCCCAUUGGCAGAGGAGAUGAUCGAGCAUAAGAAGAUAUUGAUUGCUCUUCUCAAUGGACCAGCUAUUGGCAUUGCAGCCACUUUGUUGAGCUUGUUCGAUCUUGUCUUAGCUAGUGAUCGGGUAAGUCUAUUUGAAAAAAAUACCCUACCUUACAUUGCCCUACCCUAUCCUAUAGUAACCCUACCCAGCCCCACCCUACCUUACCCCACAACACCUUACCUAAAAUACAAAUUCAGGCAUACCUCCUAGCUCCAUUUGCAAAGCUAGGCCUACUUGCCGAAGGCACAUCAUCAACCAAUUGGCCUCAGCUUAUAGGCCGAAUCAAGACGGCCAAACAUUUAUUGUUUGCCGAGCCGAUAUCAGCCAAAGAAGCUCAUCAAAGUGGCUUGGUAUCUCACGUCUACCCUCAUGACAAGUUCGAGGAAGAGUGUCAAAAGUACUUGAAGUAUCUGACUACACUGGCACCUGGGGUAUGGCAGUUUUUUCUGUUUUUAUAAGCUAAUUCUCAAUUUUUUUAAUGAUCACAAUUACCCAUUUAAGCCUUUUUUAACUAAAAACUAUAUUAUACUACCUGAUUUCAGUCCCUACUGAUAACCAAAGAAUUGAUGGUCAAGAAUCUUCGUCCAAACUGGAGAAAUACGCACGCCGAUGAGAUGAACGCCUUGAUUCUUCGCUCCAAAGACAAGGAAAUGUUCGAUUUCAUUGCCAAAUCCAUUCAGCAACGAAAGUCUAAGUUGUGA
Molecule: messenger RNA, 1833 nt
Organism: Bursaphelenchus okinawaensis
Lineage: Eukaryota; Metazoa; Nematoda; Chromadorea; Rhabditida; Aphelenchoididae
Source: the annotation of a GenBank genome assembly